Messenger RNA from Vitis riparia (riverbank grape), 2383 nucleotides. Its product is annotated as rop guanine nucleotide exchange factor 5. Gene Ontology annotation, molecular function: guanyl-nucleotide exchange factor activity. The transcript is spliced from 7 exons. The record is from RefSeq and is a predicted model, not a curated record. NCBI's taxonomy places the organism in Eukaryota, Viridiplantae, Streptophyta, Magnoliopsida, Vitales, Vitaceae. Bases 407 to 2197 code for a protein of 596 amino acids.
AGAGAUAGAGAGACGUUGGCAUCUGGCCAUCGGCAGUUACCCUUUAAACUUGAAAUCAAAAUUCUGAGAGAGAAGAGGGAAGAGAGAGAGAGAGAGUGCCAUUGAUGUUUCCUGAAAGAUCAUGUGUCGGAGGCUUUUGGAGCAACCUCUUGCAAUCAUGGCUGAACUACACUUCCACCAUAUAAAUAUUCCAUCCCAUUCUCCCAAUAAAACCCCUCUGCAAAUUUCUCUGGUUUUUUCUCUUUAAUUCACCACCACAAUCACGUCGUGUUGGAGCUGGGGCUCCAGAAAUGUCGUCUUCUUUACUGAAAACUCAACAAGAAACCCACAUCUUCUGAAGAAUCUUGAGCUACUCUCUUUUGGGUCUUAAAACUUCUUAUUUUUUUUGGAAAAAAAAAAAGUUGGGAUGGAAAGUUCGGUGAAGAACAGUGGAGGAUUUGAAAAGGGAAAAGAUGGAUUUGAAUCUUCUGAUGCGAGUGGGGUUGGGACUGAAUCGGUCACUGAUUCCAGCAGUUCCAGUAGAUCCAGCUCUGAUUUUCAGAGAGAUGAAGUCAAGGCUAAAGAGCCGUCUUCACCGACUCUGUUGGGUUGGCCUAUUAGGAAGGCUGAGGUGCGUAAAAGCUCGGUUUCUAAUGUCAGUGAAGAUGAAACGAAAUCCCAUUUGAAUGAUUCCAAGGUCAAGCAACUUGGUUCAAAGGUUUCAGAGAUUGAGAUGAUGAAGGAGAGGUUUUCGAAACUGUUGCUUGGUGAAGACAUGUCAGGGUCUGGAAAAGGGGUUUGUACAGCUUUGGCCAUUUCAAAUGCUAUCACCAAUCUUUGUGCUACCAUUUUUGGGCAACUGUGGAGAUUAGAGCCCUUGCCCCCUGAGAAGAAAUCCAUGUGGCGAAGAGAAAUGGAGUUGCUCCUUUGUGUUAGUGACCACAUUGUCCAAUUAAUACCCUCUUGGCAAACAUUCCCUGAUGGCAGCAAACUUGAGGUAAUGACUUGCAGACCACGAUCGGAUAUUUUUAUCAAUCUCCCAGCUCUGCGUAAACUCGAUAACAUGCUUCUUGAGAUAUUAGAUGGCUUCACAAAUACAGAGUUUUGGUAUAUAGAUCAAGGUAUUAUAGCCCCUGAGACUGAUGGGUCAGCCUCUUUCCGCAAACCUAUUCAGCGGCAAGAGGAGAAAUGGUGGCUUCCAGUACCACGUGUCCCUCCUGGCGGCCUCUCUGAAAAUUCGAGGAAGCAGUUGAAUCACAAACGUGAGAGUGCAAAUCAAAUAUUAAAAGCUGCAAUGGCCAUAAACAGCAAUGCUUUAGCUGAAAUGGAAGUUCCUGAGUCAUUUUUGGAAGCUCUUCCAAAGAAUGGGAGAGCCUGUCUUGGGGACAUUAUUUAUCGGUAUAUUACAUCAGAUCAGUUCUCCUCAGAGUGCCUGCUUGAUUGCCUUGACCUGUCCUCUGAGCAUGUUGCUUUAGAGAUUGCAAACCGCGUUGAAGCUUCAAUAUAUGUAUGGCGUCGUAGAACUCACCACAAACCAAUGACCAAUCCAAACCGCUCCACUGCAAAAUCGUCAUGGGAGAUGGUCAAGGAUCUAAUGGUUGACGGAGAUAAGAGGGAAUUGCUUGCAGAAAGAGCUGAAAGCCUCUUCCUCUCCUUGAAGCAGCGUUUCCCUGGUCUUACACAAACUACUUUGGAUACCAGCAAAAUCCAGUGCAACAAGGAUGUGGGGAAAUCCAUUCUGGAAAGCUACUCGAGAGUUUUGGAAAGCCUGGCAUUUAACAUUGUGGCUCGUAUUGAUGAUCUAUUAUACGUUGAUGACCUAAAUAAGCAGUCGGAUAAGCAUUCAUCAGUUCCUACAGUCAGUGUCAUUGCUCAUAAGAGGGUCUCAAUUCCAUAUUCAGUGCCCGUCUCGAGCACUCCACAGAAAACAGCUUUGACCACACUGAGCCGGUCGCCCGCACCACUGAUUAGCCCUGCAAGGGGGGAGAGAACUCCUUUUCUUCACAACAAGCCUCCCCGUCGCGGUUUUGGAGUGAAGAGGGUCCUGAAUAAUUAUCUUGGUGUUGAGACAAAAACAAAAAACAGUGGGAAUCCCACAGAAGGGGGGUUAACAAGCACAAUUGUUGUUGAAGCGCCUGCAACUCGAACUGAGACAAAAAAUAUGCAGCAUAAAAAGGAGUCAGUAACUCACCAGGCUAAGUUGAGGCUACAGCAUUAAGGGUUUCUGAGAAAGGAAGAAGAAAGCUAACUGAAGAGUAGGAAAAUUUGUCAUACAAAACUCUCGUUGUAACCCAUUAUGAUUGAUGUUUGGUAGUGGUAUGAUAAGAGGAUAUUUGGAUUCACGUUGUAUUUAUAUGUGGAUGUAGCUGCAACACAAUAUGAUAUAGAGAUUGAUUUAUCAAAA